Molecule: messenger RNA, 2596 nt
Organism: Salvia hispanica
Lineage: Eukaryota; Viridiplantae; Streptophyta; Magnoliopsida; Lamiales; Lamiaceae
Biological process (GO): regulation of DNA-templated transcription; cell differentiation
Cellular component (GO): nucleus
Molecular function (GO): zinc ion binding; sequence-specific DNA binding
Source: RefSeq, a predicted model, not a curated record
UGUAGACAAGAAAGGGAAAAAUAGUAAAUAUGUUUAUAAAUUCACAUCUUAUCUAUUCUUUGUUUAUAAAUUUCUUCUCUGGAGAGUAAUGGCGUGACAGGAAGGGUUUAUCUACAGAGGAAUUUCAUUUUUUCAACAAUCUUUUCCUUGUCAUUUUGUUAUCUCCACUUCCAAAAACAAUGAGCUCUGCUCCUCGUUGUAUCAUUAUUUAGUUGCCUGCUAAAGGCGAGAAGUAGGAGCAUGGCUGAGGUUGGGGAUAGUUUGGGUCCGGAUGAGGACUAUGAUGUCUUGCUCAAUAUUCUUGACUUUCCUAUGGAAAGUUUGGAAGGGGAUGAAGUUGCACCCGAAUGGGAUAGUAGCAAAGCAGAAUUUCUCGGGCCUAUUCCAUCUAGCCUGCUAAUGGAGCCACCAUUGAUGUCCAAUGAGGAAUUCAAUGUUCCUAACUCGUCACCACAACCACGUUCUCAUAUUGAUGCAGCUCCAGAGCUAAAGCAGCUGGCCAACCAUGUUGAUACUUGUCGCUUGCGUAUUCCCCAGCUGAGGAAAUUCACUAAGGUCCAAGAGUCUCGUUCCUUUUGCACUCAAAGCCCUGUUUCAGUUCUUGAAAGUAAUGGCUCCUGCUCGAGAGAAAAGUGCUUGUCUAUAAAACCUGAACAGGCUAUUCCGGCACAAAGCAGAUCAAAACGAGUUAGAUAUUCAGGUGUAAACCCAUGGCUUUCAGCAGCACAUGAGCUUUCCACUUCUAAACGGACUUCAAGUUGGAAAAGAUUAACUCAGCAGCCUGUUUCCAUUGAUUUGAUGAGAAAAUCUGACGAAAAUGUUGAUAACUUAAUAAUCUUCCAAAAUCUUCCCCAUGAAGUGGCUUCUAAGCCCUGUGAUGCACUGGUUAAGAAGUGUUCUCAUUGUCAAUCCACAAAGACACCACUAUGGAGGGAGGGACCACUGGGACCAAAGACUCUCUGCAAUGCGUGUGGAGUUCGAUAUCGAUCUGGAUGUCUAUUUCCAGAAUAUCGGCCAGCAGCAAGUCCGACAUUUGUCCCAUCUCAGCACUCAAACUCCUACAUGAAGGUGGCAGAGAUGAGGAGCGCAGCUAAGCUAAUGGAAGUUAAAAUUAAGGUAGCACCUUUAUCCUCCCCACAGACGGAAGCUAAAAUUGAUGAACCUCCAAAAGCCCCACAGGUAGAAGCGAAAAUUUUGGAACUACCAAACUCCCACAUGAAGGUGGAAGAGAUGAGGACCGCAGCUAAGCUAAUGGAAGUUAAAACUAAGGGAGCACCUUUAUCCCCGCAGACGGAAGCUAAUUUUGAUGAAGCUCCAAAAGCCCCACAGUUAGAAGCAAAAAUUUUGGAACUACCCAACUCCCACAUGAAGGUGGCAGAGACGAGGAGUGCAGCUAAGCUGAUGGAAGUUAAAAUUAAGAUUGUUGGGACUUCGGAGCAAAAGCAGCCAACCAAGCACGUCAAGCAAAUGCAGCUGGCCAAGCAUGAUGAUACCUCUAGCUCACUUCAGAUUGCUGGAGCUCCCAAGCGAAUGCAGCUGGCCGAGCAUGUUGACACCUCUAGCUCACUGCAGAUUGCUGAGGUUCCUGAGAAAAAGCUGCUAGCCAAGGAUGAUGACACCUCUAGUUCGUUUCAGAUUGCUGGAGCUCCAAAGCGAAUGCAGCUGGCGAAGCAUGUUGACACCUCUAGCUCACUUCAAAUUGCUGGAGCGCCCAAGCGAAAGCUGCUUGCAAAGCAUGAUGAUACCUAUAGCUCACAUAUUCCUCUGCAGAAUAAGUCGACCAAGGUUCAAGAAUCUGGAGCCUUCUGUACCCAGAGUCGCGUCUCACUCCUCCAUGACAGUAGCUACUUGAGAUACAGACUAAAAUACGUUGAACCUGGAGGUGUAGAUCCGACAAAUUCCAUGAGUGGUAAAAAGAGUAGGAAGGUGCCUGUUGCUGUUGGUGACUCUAAAAACCUACCCCAAACAAACGACACCUCGUUGCAUGGCUCAAAUCCUGCGCCUCUGCAAAAGGCUUCAAAUUCCAUGAGAGGUAAAAAGAGUAGGAAAAGGUUGCUUCAGCUGCCUGUUUCUGUGGAUGUCAUGAAAAACUCCCCCAAAAACGAAGCUUCCUCAUUGUAUAUCUCAGAUCCUGCGGCUUUGAAUCCUACUUGCCCUGCAGUUGUUGAGAAGUGUGCUCAUUGUAAGUCAACGAAGACACCACAAUGGAGAGAGGGACCGUUAGGGCCAAAGACACUCUGUAAUGCAUGUGGACUCCGAUACAGGACUGGACGUCUACUCCCAGAGUAUCGGCCAGCAGCAAGUCCUACAUUCGUGCCAUCUCUGAAUUCAAACUCCCACAGGAAGGUUGUGCGGAUGAGAAUCGAAGCUAUGCAGUCGAAAAUGGAGAUAUCAAGGACCGUGCAUGAAGACGAAGGCCGAGUGUAAAGUAGGGUAACUUUAAGCUAGGAUGAGAUAGUUUUAACUAAGAUUGAUUAGCUGAGUUUGUAAAGAGUUUCGGUUCUAAUUUGAAACUUACAAGUUAGCUGUUGGAAUCUUGAAACUGCUGUGAUAUCAAAACUGAAGUAACUGAGUUUAGUGAGAUUUUAUUGGUGCA